GCCCGCCCGCCCCGCAUUCCCGCUCGCCAUUUGGAAGUUGUCACCACUCACCAACCACCCUAUCCAAGUAUCCAUCGCUUCCCUCCUCGGCCGACCGGCUGUCUCCGGCAACACGAAGGACACUACCACGUCCUGGGAGGCCGGGAGGAACCGAACGAUCGACUGAGCCAUGGCCAACACCGCCGCGACAUCCCGGCGCACAGCCAUGUCAUCGUCGUCGUCGUCGCCGCCGCCGCUUUCUCUUCUUCUCUGCGUGUCGCUGCUGCUCUCCUCCACGGUGCAGCAACCGCCUUCCACCCAGGCCCAGCAAGCAGCAUCGCAAGCCCUCGACCCGGCCUUCAUGUUCGGCUGGCUCAACAACAAGCGGGACUACACCGCCGGCGACACCGCGGUCAUCCAGGCCAUGCCCCUGAACGUCCGCGCCGCCGCCGCCGUCCGCGCCUCGCUGUCCUUCACGUUUUCGGUGAACGGCAAGGAAGGCAACAGCAGGUACGUCACGGACGUGGCGGCCAACAUCGGCGACGACCCCCACGCCUGGACCAUCUCCUUCGUGCCCCUGCGCGCCGGGAACUUCGCCGCGCUCGUCGGCGAGAAGCGGUUCGUCCCCGCCGAGUGGCCGCUCACGUUCACGGUCGCCGCGGCCGCCAUGCACCCGUCCGCGUCGCGGGCGUCGUGGACGUUCCCCGGCCGCCGCGUCGUCGCCGGGUCCAGGGCGUUCCUGUCCAUCUUCCCCCGGGACGCCUUCAGCAAUGCCAUCGCGCGGGGACCCGACAUGCCGGACUACUUCAGGGUGUCGGGCUCCUACCUCAACGGGUCGGCCGUGGAGCUCUGGGAUUUUCACUACAACGGGUGGACGGAGGAUGGACGCAUCGGCGUCGAGUUCAGGUCGAGUGUCGCAGGCGACUUGUUGGUGCAUGUUUACGGGGAUGGUAGGGAGCUACGUGAUUCGCCUCUAUUGCUCACAGUGAAUCCAGGUGUGCUUAACAUAGCAGUCAGCACAUGCAGCUGGAAGCAUGGAAUCAAUACUUUGCAGGUGUCCUCCAAGCUGGAGAUAUUCAUAUAUCAGAGAGACUCCUUUGGAAAUAUUGUUCCAGAUAUCCAUCCAUUCGAUGCUCAAGUAGUUGAUAAAGCCUCAAAUUUGACCAUCCCAAUAGUGGAUCUUGCGAUGGAAGCAGUAGCUGAUGGAGUGCAGCUCCUAUCUUUUAAUGUUGUAGAGGCUGGACAGUUUUCUCUCACAAUUUUCGAUGCUCCACUGGACGAAAGGGUUUCCAACACUGUGCACAUGUUUGAUGUUUUCGUAGGAUAUUGCAAUGGAUCAAACAGUUUUGCAAAUGGGUCUGGUUUGGCAAAUUCUAGUGCUGGCUCAACGUCAUCUUUUUCUGUUUUCUUGUUGGAUCACUACAGAAUCCCUUCUCCAGUUGAAACGGCAAGGAUGCAAGUGAAGAUUUUGGGUAAAAAUGCCACAUCUUACGCAGACCCAAUCAUAACACCUGGAAGAGAAUCAAAUGGUAAUGUUAUAUGUUCAUUUAGCGGUUUAGCCUUCUAUGCCAUUGCUGGGAAUUCAAAUGUGCAAACCAGUAAAUUUAAUGUUUCAUAUACUCCUCGAAUUGCUGGGGAAUAUGAAAUUUGGGUACUGUGUGGGAACAUAGUGCUAAAUGGUGGAAAUCCAUAUGCCAUGACAGUUUUGCCAGGUGCUAUCAAUAUGUCUUUGUCAAGUGUUGUCAAGUUUGACCCCAAAGUAAAAUUAUCAGUUGAAAAUGAAGUUGUUGUUCGACUUGUUGACUCAUUCAUGAACCCGGUGGUGUCUUUCAAGUCAAAAUUGAAAUUUCAGCUGAUAUCUGCAAGCAUCACAAGUACCACUAGUUUUGUGGCAAAAGAAUUUGUUGACAAUGGAGAUGGAUCAUAUACUGCUCAUUAUGUGGCAAGGGGACUUGGUUCAUAUGGCAUAUGUGUUCUUUAUGAGGAUAAACAGCUGACUCCAUGUCCAUUCGACGUCACCGUUCUUGCAGAUGAAUACUUUUCAGAUGUUAAAAAUGAUACUGUUUCAGUGUGGGAGGAUGAAUCCACUUCCUUCGAUGUAUUGUCAAAUGACCGCAUUGCAGGAAGUAAAGUGGAAAUAGCUAACUCAUCUUCUCCACUUCAUGGGUCAGUCCAGUUCAGCAAAACCUACCGUUACACACCUUUCGAAGGAUUCUUUGGGAAUGACUCAUUCUCGUAUACGGUAUGUGAUGAGCAUAACAAUGUCGUCACUGCAACAGUCUUCAUAUCUGUUCUCUGCAGACCACCUCAGUUCAUAUCUUUACCCGACAAGUUGCAUGUUACUGAAGAUACAAUCAGCCCACUAUUUGCUGGAUUUCCGGGGAUGAAAAUGGUGUAUUCAGAUGCAACAGAAAAUAUAUCUGUUACAGUGACAGCAGAGUCCGGGAGUGUGUUCUUUGAUCCAGUGCGAAUUAAACUUCAACAGCUAUCAGAUAGUAUACUUUCGAUUAGCAGCAAAGGUACAGGUGGCAAAGACCUGAUGUUACAAGGAACGAUAGAAGUGGUAAAUGAUGCACUAAAGUAUCUGUUGUACAGUGGAAACGAAGACUUCCACGGAAACGAUGUUAUAUCUCUACAUGCCUCGAGCAGAAAUGGUGUACGAAAAACUCAGUUCCCAACCUUCGUUGAACCAAUCAAUGAUCCUCCGGUGAUACUUGCUCCAAGUUCAAUUUUCUUGAGUGGGAACCAAUCAAUGGAAGGACAUAAAAUAUUUGAUAAGCACAGGGAUACAUUCCAAUUCUCCAUUGUUGAACCUGAUCUUCACAAUUUCCCAGAGAACAAGUCUUCCUUUUUCCUAGUGCUCUCGCUAGAAGUUUUGGAGGGAACGUUAGCCACCACCUUGCCAUCCAGUGCCAUCGCCGCUGCAUCGAUGAAGACUGAAGGCAUUGACGGUUGGCAGUCGCUUCAGACAUAUGUGACCAUCGCAAAUCACUUUGUACUGAAAGGAACUGCCAUCAGGUUCCAUGGGAGCGUCCAGGGCUGCAACAAUGCAAUGCAGCAGUUGCAUUACAAAGGUCCAAGGCAUGGAACAACGUUGUCCAUCACUGUGAACGACCUGGGAAACCAUGGAUGCUAUCCUGACUGCUCAGAGAGAAUGACGAUGCCACUUACCACUGCCAAGACUGUUCGUCUAGUUCCAGUCAUCAAAACAAAACAUGUGAACUCUAGGCGAACUAUCUUGUUUAGAUGGUUGGCAGCAGCUGGGAUCGUGAUAAUGUUAUGCCUUGGCUGUGUUCUCAUGUGUUGCCUAUGCAAAUGCAUGAGAGCUUUGAAGAGUACACGAAGAUACAAAAUCUAUGGUAAAAUUCGCACAACGGAGAAGACCCCAUUUCGUCAGAAUAUGGGUGCUUCACCAUCGCAAUGCGAGGAAGUCGGAUAUUGCCCUGCUACUGCAACUGUGCCCAAGCUCGGUGCAAACCGAUCAACUCUUCGUCAGAGGUCUCCACGUUCAUGCAAGCAAGAACUGGAACUCCAGCCAGUCUCCGGGACCAUGAGCAAUAGAAAUGAAGAAAGCCUUCCUGUUACAGACAAGGACAAAUAGGCGUUUAUAAUUUACCCGUUGUCUGGACCCAAACUAUCUUCUGCUCAUCCCAAAAACUUGUCAGAUGCCACUGAACGAGUUUUCAGUGUAAUAUUGGAGUGCAGCAAAGAGUGUUGCAGAAUGUAAAUAAAAUGGGGAAACUAGA
This is a messenger RNA of Sorghum bicolor (sorghum), 3725 nucleotides long. RefSeq names its product protein GAMETE EXPRESSED 2. Gene Ontology annotation, molecular function: actin filament binding. Bases 170 to 3580 code for a protein of 1136 amino acids. The transcript is spliced from 14 exons. NCBI's taxonomy places the organism in Eukaryota, Viridiplantae, Streptophyta, Magnoliopsida, Poales, Poaceae. The record is from RefSeq and is a predicted model, not a curated record. Gene Ontology annotation, biological process: actin cytoskeleton organization; pollen sperm cell differentiation.